UGGCUAAUUUUAUAUUUUUAGUAGAGACAGGAUUUCUCCAUGUUGGUCAGGCUGGUCUCGAACUCCCGACCUCAGGUGAUCCACACCAAAGUGCUGGGAUUAUAGGUGUGAGCCACCACGCCCAGACCAUUUCCUCCAUAUUUUUAAGUAAAAUACUUACACCACUAUUUCUUGGCUUAUUUGAAUUCCUAACUUUCCCUCACUUACAUCUCCCUUCCCUUCCUCCCCCCAACAUAUUCUGUCACUGUACUGUAUUCACUUCCUUUAUUGGUUACCUUUGCAAUAUAAAACAGUACACUUGACCUGUAUUUAUUAUUCCAUUAGCCAUUGGCAGCAGCUUGUGACAACCCUGCUACCAUACUAUGAUGUCUGUCUGUCAUCAGUUCUGGUUUCUGAGGUCAAAAUUGAAAACACUCCCAUUCUGUGUAAUAACCAUCAGUCUCAAAGUUAAAGACCAGUGCUUUUUUGGGAGGCUGACGCGGGCAGAUCACUUGAGUUCAGGAGUUUGAGACCAGCCUGGCCAACAUGGUGAAACCCCGUCUCUACUAAAAAUACAAAAAUUAGCUGGGUGUGAUGGUGCAUGCCUGUAAUACCAGCUACUUGGGAGGCCGAGGCAGGAGAAUCACUUGAACCUGGGAGGUGGAGGUUGCAGUGAGCCAAGAUCAUGCCACUGCACUCCAGCCUGGGCGACAGAGCGAGACUUUGUCUCAAAAAAAAAAAGAAAAGCCAGUGCUCAACAUUUGCAUUACUCUGUCAAUGCAAAUAGCAUUCACUGCAGGGCCCACUUAACAUUUCCUUCUCUUUGGGUCUAAUGUCACUCAAAGGAAAGUGUUAAAUGUAUUUUCCUUUCUUAAUAUUCUAUUAUGUGCUCAAAACUCAUCACUUUAUAUUUUAGUUUGCUUGAUAUUUUGACCAUGCCUUUCUUGCCUGUUUUUCUGGAGCUUCUAAUACAUCUUUUUUUUUUCCCAGCUGCAUAGUAUUCAGUUGGAUUGGGGCAUCAUAAUUUAUUUUGACAAGGUCCCCUCUGGUUGGACGGACUCUUUGGUUUUCAGUUUUUUAUUAAUGUGAAGGGUGCCGUAGUAAGUAUCCUUGUACAUACAUCUCUGCAUCAUUUCUUAUGUAAUGUUUGAGGGUCCAGGAAUGCUGCUCGCCCAUCAAACCUGAUCCCCCUGCCCCCAGCCCCUUGCCAUUGCCACCCUUUGCCUUGCUGAUUACCUUCCUUUAAACCAGUCCACCUAAAGGUUGGUGUUAAGAGGCUUCCCGUGGGAGGGGUGGCCCCAGGUAAUAUCCAUCUUCCUCUCCCCAGGCUCUGAAGAGCGGCCAUUCCUCAGAUUCGAAGCUGAAAACAUCUCCAACUACACAGCCCUUCUGCUGAGCAGGGAUGGCACGACCCUGUACGUGGGUGCUCGAGAGGCCCUCUUUGCACUCAAUAGCAACCUCAGCUUCCUGCCAGGCGGGGAGUACCAGGAGCUGCUUUGGGGUGCAGACGCAGAGAAGAAACAGCAGUGCAGCUUCAAGGGCAAGGACCCACAGCGCGACUGUCAAAACUACAUCAAGAUCCUCCUGCCGCUCAGCGGCAGUCACCUGUUCACCUGUGGCACAGCAGCCUUCAGCCCCAUGUGUACCUACAUCAACGUGGAGAACUUCACCCUGGCAAGGGACGAGAAGGGGAAUGUCCUCCUGGAAGAUGGCAAGGGCCGUUGUCCCUUCGACCCGAAUUUCAAGUCCACUGCCCUGGUGGUUGAUGGCGAGCUCUACACUGGAACAGUCAGCAGCUUCCAAGGGAAUGACCCGGCCAUCUCGCGGAGCCAAAGCCUUCGCCCCACCAAGACCGAGAGCUCCCUCAACUGGCUGCAAGACCCAGCUUUUGUGGCCUCAGCCUACAUUCCUGAGAGCCUGGGCAGCUUGCAAGGCGAUGAUGACAAGAUCUACUUUUUCUUCAGCGAGACUGGCCAGGAAUUUGAGUUCUUUGAGAACACCAUUGUGUCCCGCAUUGCCCGCAUCUGCAAGGCACAGAGGAACUACAGAAGGCUCUGCCGUCUGUGUCUUCACCAUGAAGGAUGUGCAGAGAGUCUUCAGCGGCCUCUACAAGGAGGUGAACCGUGAGACGCAGCAGUGGUACACCGUGACCCACCCGGUGCCCACACCCCGGCCUGGAGCGUGCAUCACCAACAGUGCCCGGGAAAGGAAGAUCAACUCAUCCCUGCAGCUCCCAGACCGCGUGCUGAACUUCCUCAAGGACCACUUCCUGAUGGACGGGCAGGUUCGAAGCCGCAUGCUGCUGCUGCAGCCCCAGGCUCGCUACCAGCGCGUGGCUGUACACCGCGUCCCUGGCCUGCACCACACCUACGAUGUCCUCUUCCUGGGCACUGGUGACGGCCGGCUCCACAAGGCGGUGAGCGUGGGCCCCCGGGUGCACAUCAUUGAGGAGCUGCAGAUCUUCUCAUCGGGACAGCCCGUGCAGAAUCUGCUCCUGGACACCCACAGGGGGCUGCUGUAUGCGGCCUCACACUCGGGUGUAGUCCAGGUGCCCAUGGCCAACUGCAGCCUGUACCGGAGCUGUGGGGACUGCCUCCUCGCCCGGGACCCCUACUGUGCUUGGAGUGGCUCCAGCUGCAAGCACGUCAGCCUCUACCAGCCUCAGCUGGCCGCCAGGCCGUGGAUCCAGGACAUUGAGGGAGCCAGUGCCAAGGACCUUUGCAGCGUGUCUUCGGUUGUGUCCCCGUCUUUUGUACCAACAGGGGAGAAGCCAUGUGAGCAAGUCCAGUUCCAGCCCAACACAGUGAACACUUUGGCCUGCCCGCUCCUCUCCAACCUGGCGACCCGACUCUGGCUACGCAACGGGGCCCCCGUCAAUGCCUCGGCCUCCUGCCACGUGCUACCCACUGGGGACCUGCUGCUGGUGGGCACCCAACAGCUGGGGGAGUUCCAGUGCUGGUCACUAGAGGAGGGCUUCCAGCAACUGGUAGCCAGCUACUGCCCAGAGGUGGUAGAGGACGGGGUGGCAGACCAAACAGAUGAGGGUGGCAGUGUACCCGUCAUUAUCAGCACAUCACGUGUGAGUGCACCAGCUGGUGGCAAGGCCAGCUGGGGUGCAGACAGGUCCUACUGGAAGGAGUUCCUGGUGAUGUGCACGCUCUUUGUGCUGGCCGUGCUGUUCCCAGUUUUAUUCUUGCUCUACCGGCACCGGAACAGCAUGAAAGUCUUUCUGAAGCAGGGGGAAUGUGCCAGCGUGCACCCCAAGACCUGCCCUGUGGUGCUGCCCCCCGAGACCCGCCCACUCAACGGCCUAGGCCCCCCUAGCACCCCACUCGAUCACCGAGGGUACCAGGCCCUGUCAGACAGCCCCCCGGGGGCCCGAGUCUUCACUGAGUCAGAGAAGAGGCCACUCAGCAUCCAAGACAGCUUCGUGGAGGUAUCCCCAGUGUGCCCCCGGCCCCGGGUACGCCUUGGCUCGGAGAUCCGUGACUCUGUGGUGUGAGAGCUGACUUCCAGAGGACGCUGCCCUGGCUUCAGGGGCUGUGAAUGCUCGGAGAGGGUCAACUGGACCUCCCCUCCGCUCUGCUCUUCGUGGAACACGACCGUGGUGCCCAGCCCUUGGGAGCCUUGGAGCCAGCUGGCCUGCUGCUCUCCAGCCAAGUAGCGAGGCUCCUACCACCCAGACACCCAAACAGCCAUGGCCCCAGAGGUCCUGGCCAAAUAUGGGGGCCUGCCUAGGUUGGUGGAACAGUGCUCCUUAUGUAAACUGAGCCCUUUGUUUAAAAAACAAUUCAAAAUGUGAAACUAGAGUGAGAGGGAAGAGAUAGCAUGGAAUGCAGCACACACGGCUGCUCCAGUUCAUGGCCUCCCAGGGGUGCUGGGGAUGCAUCCAAAGUGGUUGUUUGAGACAGAGUUGGAAACCCUCACCAACUGGCCUCUUCACCUUCCACCUUAUCCUGCUGCCACCGGCUGCCCUGUCUCACUGCAGAUUCAGGACCAGCUUGGGCUCCGUGCGUUCUGCCUUGCCAGCCAGCCGAGGAUGUAGUUGUUGCUGCCAUCAUCCCACCACCUCAGGGACCAGAGGGCUAGGUUGGCACUGCGGCCCUCACCAGGUCCUGGGCUCGGACCCAACUCCUGGACCUUUCCAGCCUGUAUCAGGCUGUGGCCACACGAGAGGACAGCGUGAGCUCAGGAGAGAUUUAGUGACAAUGUACGCCUUUCCCUCAGAAUUCAAGGAAGAGACUUGCCUGCCUUCCUCCAUUGUUGCGUGAGAACCCGUGUGUCCCUUCCCACCAUAUCCACCCUCGCUCCAUCUUUGAACUCAAACACGAGGAACUAACUGUACCCUGGUCCUCUCCCCCGUGCCCAAUUCACCCUCCAUCCCUCACCUUCCUCCACUCUAAGGGAUAUCAACACUGCCCAGCACAGAGGCCCUGAAUUUAUGUGGUUUUUAUAUAUUUUUUAAUAAGAUGCACUUUACGUCAUUUUUUAAUAAAGUCUGAAGAAUUAUUGUUUAA
This is a messenger RNA of Gorilla gorilla gorilla (western lowland gorilla), 4496 nucleotides long. It is a transcript of the gene SEMA4B, whose product is annotated as semaphorin 4B. The transcript has 12 exons. Gene Ontology annotation, molecular function: semaphorin receptor binding; chemorepellent activity. The record is from RefSeq and is a predicted model, not a curated record. Gene Ontology annotation, cellular component: plasma membrane. Gene Ontology annotation, biological process: axon guidance; semaphorin-plexin signaling pathway; neural crest cell migration. Lineage: Eukaryota; Metazoa; Chordata; Mammalia; Primates; Hominidae. Bases 1382 to 3481 code for a protein of 699 amino acids.